CGAUCCAUCGCGGGGAGGGCGGCGUGCGAGGCUGGCGCGGCACCGCAACACCCGCACACCCGCGGGGGCCGCUCCCGACCGCGCCAUGAAGGGAGAUGCUGGCGCAGCCCCAUUCUACCUACCCUCUGAGUGAUCAACAGAGAAAUGAUACAUUUUAACAAUGUACUGUGCUCUGCUGCAUGAAUCACAGAAGCUGAAGUUUCUAAACUUUGGGAAGGGGGAUACUGCUGAUACCAUGAACACUAUGUAGAUCUGUAUGGCAUUCAUCCAAACCUGAGUAUUGAGUCAAAGACAUUCUGUGUCUUAAAUCUUCACAGGAGAAGAUGAAAACUUUCACACUGUGUUGUAGAGACUAAUGGGCUGGACCUGGCCCUAGAAGACCAGAAGUUCCGUGUCAUGAUUGAGAUGGAACUCGUACUGGCUUCUGGGGAGUUGGGCUUCCUCCCCAUCUGCCUAGACAAUCAAGUAGUGAAACAUUGCUCAAAAUACCUCCUUUGUUGGAGGUUUUCAAGACCAGACUGGAGUAACCUGAGUAAACUGCAAUAGCCUGGGCUGUCACCAGAGCUGAUACUUCUUGAGCAGGAGGUUUCAUGAUUAUAGAUAAGAGAAGUUAACUUCAGGAUGCUAAAAAGGAAGCAGAGUUCAAGGGUGGAAGCCCAGCCAGUUACAGAUUUUGGUCCUGAUGAAUCUUUGUCAGACAACGCAGAUAUUCUAUGGAUUAAUAAACCAUGGGUGCACUCUCUACUACGAAUUUGUGCCAUCAUCAGUGUUAUUUCUGUGUGUAUGAACACUCCAAAAACCUUCGAGCAUUAUCCGCCUCUCCAGUAUGUGACAUUUGCUCUUGAUACUCUGUUGAUGUUUCUUUACACUGCAGAGAUGAUAGCAAAAAUGCAUAUCCGUGGGAUAGUUAAGGGUGAUAGCUCCUAUGUAAAGGAUCGUUGGUGUGUGUUUGAUGGAUUCAUGGUCUUUUGUCUUUGGGUGUCACUGGUUUUACAGGUGUUUGAAAUAGCCGAAAUAGUUGACCAAAUGUCACCUUGGGGCAUGUUACGGAUUCCACGACCACUCAUUAUGAUUCGAGCAUUCCGAAUAUAUUUUCGUUUUGAACUGCCAAGAACUAGGAUAACAAAUAUCUUGAAGCGUUCUGGAGAGCAAAUAUGGAGCGUUUCAAUUUUCCUUCUGUUCUUUCUUCUGCUGUAUGGGAUCCUGGGAGUACAGAUGUUUGGAACUUUUACGUACCAUUGUGUGACAGACGACACGCAGCCAGGAAAUGUAACCUGGAAUAAUUUAGCUAUCCCAGACACCCACUGUUCCAGAGAGCUAGAAGAAGGUUACCAGUGCCCACCUGGAUUUAAAUGUAUGGACCUUGAAGAUCUGGGACUAAGCAGGCAAGAGCUGGGCUACAGUGGCUUUAAUGAGAUAGGCACAAGUAUAUUUACUGUUUACGAAGCUGCUUCUCAGGAAGGCUGGGUGUUCCUUAUGUACCGAGCAAUUGACAGUUUUCCCCGAUGGCGUUCAUAUUUCUAUUUCAUCACCUUAAUUUUCUUUCUGGCCUGGCUUGUUAAGAAUGUUUUUAUUGCUGUCAUCAUUGAAACAUUUGCAGAAAUUAGAGUGCAGUUCCAGCAGAUGUGGGGGUCCAGGAGCAGUACUACUUCAACUGCCACCACCCAGAUGUUUCACGAAGAUGCUGCUGGAGGUUGGCAGCUUGUGGCUGUUGAUGUGAAUAAACCCCAAGGCAGAGCUCCUGCGUGUCUACAGAAAAUGAUGAGAUCGUCCGUGUUUCAUAUGUUCAUACUAAGCAUGGUUGCUGUCGAUGUGAUUGUUGCUGCUAGCAACUACUAUAAAGGAGAACAUUUCAAGAGACAAUAUGAUGAAUUUUACCUUGCUGAGGUUGCUUUUACGGUUCUGUUUGAUUUAGAAGCUCUUUUGAAGAUCUGGUGUUUGGGUUUCACUGGAUACAUCAGCUCAUCUCUUCACAAGUUUGAGUUGCUGCUUGUAAUUGGAACCACUCUCCAUAUUUAUCCAGACCUCUAUCACUCUCAAUUUACAUAUUUUCAGGUUCUUAGAGUAGUUCGGCUUAUAAAGAUUUCUCCUGCUUUGGAGGAUUUUGUGUAUAAGAUAUUUGGACCAGGAAAAAAACUUGGAAGUUUGGUAGUAUUUACUGCCAGCCUUUUGAUCGUAAUGUCAGCAAUCAGUUUACAGAUGUUUUGCUUUGUGGAAGAACUGGAUAGAUUUACAACCUUUCCAAGGGCAUUCAUGUCAAUGUUUCAGAUUCUUACACAGGAAGGAUGGGUGGAUGUCAUGGAUCAGACACUGAAUGCUGUAGGACAUAUGUGGGCACCAGUAGUAGCUAUUUAUUUUAUACUAUAUCAUCUUUUUGCUACUCUGAUUCUACUCAGCUUGUUUGUUGCUGUUAUUUUGGACAACUUGGAACUUGAUGAGGAUCUAAAGAAACUUAAACAACUAAAGCAAAGUGAAGCUAAUGCAGAUACAAAGGAGAAGCUUCCCUUGCGUCUACGCAUCUUUGAAAAAUUUCCAAACAGACCACAAAUGGUGAAAAUCUCGAAGCUUCCUUCAGAUUUCACAGUUCCAAAAAUAAGGGAAAGUUUUAUGAAGCAGUUUAUUGAUCGCCAGCAACAAGAUACCAGCUGUUUGCUGCGAAGACUUCCUUCAGCAUCUUCUUCCUCUUGUGACCACUCUAAAAGAUCUGCAAUUGAAGAAAACAGAUACAUUGAUCAAAAGGGUAAUCAGAGUACAUUUCUACCAUGUAAUGAAGAGAUGAACAAAGACCUUAAAGUUGUCUCAGCCACACAGCUCCGUAAAUCUGUUUUCAGCAUCAGAGCAAGAAACCUUCUGGAAAAAGAGACAGCAAUCAAUAAAAUACUAAGGGCCUGCACUAGACAACGCAUGCUGAGCGGAUCAUUUGAGGGGCAGCCAGCAAAGGAAAGGUCAAUACUUAGUGUCCAGCAUCAUAUACGACAAGAACGCAGGUCACUGAGACACGGUUCAAACAGCCAGAGAAUCAGCAGAGGAAAAUCUCUUGAAACAUUGACUCAAGAUCACUCCAACACAGUGAGAUACAGAAAUGCACAGAGAGAAGACAGCGAGAUAAAGAUGAUCCAAGAAAAAAAGGAACAAGCUGAAAUGAAAAGGAAAGUCCAGGAGGAGGAGCUGCGAGAGAAUCACCCGUAUUUCGAUAAACCCCUUUUCAUAGUUGGCCGAGAGCACAGAUUCAGGAACUUCUGCCGAGUGGUGGUACGGGCUCGCUUUAAUGCUUCUAAAACAGAUCCUGUUACUGGAGCUGUGAAAAAUACCAAAUAUCAUCAGCUUUACGACUUGCUGGGUUUGGUUACUUACCUGGACUGGGUCAUGAUCAUUGUUACGAUAUGCUCCUGCAUUUCCAUGAUGUUCGAAUCCCCUUUUAGAAGAGUUAUGCAUGCUCCAACACUCCAGAUUGCUGAAUAUGUUUUUGUAAUAUUCAUGAGCAUUGAGCUUAAUCUGAAGAUUAUGGCAGAUGGCUUGUUCUUUACACCAACAGCUGUCAUUAGGGACUUUGGAGGAGUUAUGGACAUAUUUAUAUAUCUUGUGAGUUUGAUAUUCCUGUGCUGGAUGCCUCAGAACGUCCCUGCCAAAUCUGGCGCUCAGCUCUUAAUGGUGCUUCGCUGCCUCCGACCUCUUCGAAUUUUCAAACUGGUCCCUCAGAUGAGGAAAGUGGUGCGAGAGUUGUUUAGUGGCUUUAAGGAAAUUUUUUUGGUUUCUAUUCUUUUACUGACGUUAAUGCUUGUUUUCGCAAGCUUUGGAGUGCAGCUAUUUGCUGGAAAACUGGCUAAAUGCAAUGACCCUCACAUCAUCUCUAGGGAAGACUGUCAUGGCAUCUUCAGAAUAAAUGUAAGUGUUUCCAAAAAUCUCAAUUUAAAGUUAAGACCUGGAGAGAAAAAGCCCGGAUUUUGGGUGCCACGAGUCUGGGCAAAUCCUCGGAAUUUUAAUUUUGACAAUGUGGGCAAUGCAAUGCUGGCACUAUUUGAAGUUCUGUCAUUAAAAGGCUGGGUGGAAGUCAGAGAUGUUAUUAUUCAUCGUGUUGGACCGAUCCAUGGAAUCUACAUCCACGUUUUUGUAUUCCUUGGCUGCAUGAUUGGACUGACCCUUUUUGUUGGAGUUGUCAUCGCUAAUUUUAAUGAAAACAAGGGGACAGCUUUACUGACUGUAGAUCAGAGGCGAUGGGAAGAUCUGAAAAGCAGACUGAAGAUAGCACAACCUCUUCAUCUCCCACCUCGUCCGGAUAAUGAUGGCUUUAGAGCGAAGAUGUAUGAUAUAACCCAGCAUCCAUUUUUUAAGAGAACUAUUGCUGUACUUGUUCUGGCCCAGUCUGUGUUAUUAUCAGUUAAGUGGGAUGCUGCAGACCCAGUGACUGUGCCUUUAGCAACAAUGUCUGUUGUUUUCACCUUCAUUUUUGUCCUUGAGGUCACAAUGAAGAUUAUUGCCAUGUCACCUUCUGGCUUCUGGCAAAGCAGAAGAAAUCGGUAUGAUCUCUUGGUGACAUCUCUUGGAGUUAUAUGGGUCAUACUUCACUUUGCCUUACUGAAUGCAUACACAUACAUGAUGGGGGCAUGUGUAAUUGUCUUCAGGUUUUUCUCCAUUUGUGGGAAGCAUGUAACACUAAAAAUGCUUCUCCUGACUGUGGUUGUCAGCAUGUACAAGAGUUUCUUCAUCAUAGUGGGCAUGUUCUUACUGCUUCUUUGUUAUGCUUUUGCUGGAGUGGUGUUAUUUGGUACAGUGAAAUAUGGAGAGAACAUUAACAGACAUGCAAAUUUUUCAUCAGCUGGCAAGGCUAUUACUGUACUCUUCAGAAUAGUUACUGGAGAAGACUGGAACAAAAUUAUGCAUGACUGCAUGGUUCAGCCUCCAUUUUGUACACCAGAUAACAGCACCUACUGGAAAACAGACUGUGGAAAUUAUGCUGGUGCUCUUAUGUAUUUCUGUUCUUUCUAUGUCAUCAUUGCAUACAUCAUGCUAAAUUUGCUUGUUGCUAUCAUUGUGGAGAAUUUCUCACUGUUUUACUCAACCGAAGAAGAUCAGCUUUUAAGUUAUAAUGAUCUAAGGCAUUUUCAAAUUAUAUGGAACAUGGUUGAUGACAAAAGAGAGGGUGUAAUCCCUACCUUCCGAGUGAAAUUCCUGCUGAGGCUUCUGCGAGGCAGGCUGGAGGUGGAUCUCGACAAAGACAAGCUGCUGUUCAAGCACAUGUGCUAUGAAAUGGAGCGGCUCCACAAUGGUGGUGAUGUCACUUUUCAUGAUGUGCUCAGCAUGCUUUCAUAUAGGUCUGUUGAUAUCAGAAAAAGUCUUCAACUGGAAGAGCUGCUUGCUAGGGAACAACUGGAAUAUACCAUAGAAGAGGAGGUGGCUAAACAGACCAUACGAAUGUGGCUGAAAAAGUGCUUAAAGCGAAUCAGAGCAAAACAGCAGCAGUCAUGCAGCAUUAUCCAUAGCCUACGAGAGAGCCAACAGCAGGAGUUGAGCCGAUUUCUGAAUCCUCCCAGCAUUGAGACAACACAGCCAAGUGAAGAUAUGAACGCUAUUAAUCAAGAUAACAGUGCACAGCCAGAGACAAGUAGCCAGCAGCAGCUCCUCAGCCCAACACUUUCUGACAGAGGUGGCUAUAGACAAGACACUGGAGAUGCUGGGAAACCUCAACGGAAAUUUGGACAAUGGCGCUUGCCGUCAGCCCCUAAACCAAUAAGCCAUUCAGUGUCUUCAGUCAACCUCCGUUUUGGUGGACGUUCAACUAUGAAGUCUGUUGCAUGCAAAAUGAAUCCCAUGUCCGAUGCUGCUUCCUGUGGAUCAGAAGUCAAGAAAUGGUGGACAAGACAAUUAACUGUAGAGAGUGAUGAGAGUGGAGAGGAUCUUCUUGAUAUCUGAGAAGCACUUAAGUCAAUCCACAAUCUAAUUUUCUAUGUUUAGAAUUAAAUAUGCUGUGUGAUGUACGAUUUCUUUAAAAUCAAUGUCAUAAAUUUUCUUAUGCUUAUCCUUCUGCCAUAUGAAGUGUAGCACACACUUCUGUGUUAGAAUUGACUUCUGUAGGUACUAACUGUACUCUAAGAAACCUGUAUACUAUAGCAGUACUAACAAAGCCAGAAAGACUAUAUUGCCUUUUUGCAGACAGAUUACUGAGAGUUCAUGUAUUCUAUAGAAUCGUAGUGAAAAUUUAAUAUACACACCCCUGUGUUUUCCUUCAAUCUUUACCAUACUUUAAAGUGGCAACACUUUACAAUACAGGGGUAAUGUAUUUCUUCUUGUUGUGUUUUCCCUCAGUUCUUACUUAGCACUAAGUUUCUUUGGAAAAAUUUUAUUAUUCACAAAUGACCUGAAGAGGUCAGCACUGACUUCAUAUUCAAGGGAAGUAUUUUUACUAAGUACAGAUACUGAAUUACAAUUCUGAGCUUUCUCUGGACAUUUUUUUUAAAAUAUGCAAGAUACAGGAUUACUCAUUUUAAAAUCAGAAGGUAAAGGAUUGGCUUGUAAAAUGUAAAUAUAUUUGAGGUUUGGUUAAUUACGCAAAGAACUUGAUUUUCAUAGAGAAAACAGGGUGAGGGGGGAAGGAAAAAAAUACAUGAAAAAUACAUUUAACCAUCCAGCGGAAGAUUUUCACAUGAAAGACACGGGUUUAUGCUUCAUUUUCAGCAUAUACUAGUUACAUAUGUGUGAUGUCAUUAUUCUUCUUUUAACUGGGUCCCAUUUUUCUUGUGUAGUCGUAAGAUUUUCUUCUUGUCUGUGAUAAAAAUUAGCAUGUUGGGGAUUCUAAUCACAAAGUAGUAUUGUAUGUCUUUAAAAAUAUGUUCAGUUUUGCCUGCAUAGGUAGAAUUUUAUUUUCCCAUGUUAAGGCUCAUGCUACAGGCCUGCAAAGGUAAGGCAUGGCACUGUGCUGUGGCUAAGUACCUUUGUCCCUUUUAUCCCAACACAUCAUAUGUGACAUGUUAGCCUUCACUUGUUUUAUGAGCCACCAAUAGCACUACAUUAUCUCCAGUGAAAAAGCAGCUAUCGCUUUCAUAAAAGCUUUUCCAGUGAAAGGCCAAUGCUAUACGGAUAUGGAGGUAAAGAAGGAAAGCCACAAAACACAACUGUGUUUGCUAGUUUCAGAAUCUAAGGCUGUCAAAAAAUGUGGGGUAAAAUUGUGCCCUUCCCUCAGGGAAGAACUAAGAGGUUGCAGAUUUUGUUGCUUGGCCCCUGACUAGGUUUUAUAGCAUAGCUGGGACCUUUCUGUUACCAUUGUUUCCUAUGGAAAUGAUAGUUUGCUCUAACAUGGCCUGAUGUGAGAUCUAGUAAGAGGCUCACGGUUUAUUUACAUCACCACUUCAAAAAGAUGUCCUUUCAAAAGCAGACAAAAGCCAGUGUUUUGCAACUUUUUCUGGCCAAGAUAUUAAUUUAAAGUGGUCAGAAUACAACAUUGAAAACACACAGAUGCCUUCACCAAAAAUGCAAACUUAGUUUUGGCCAUGAAAUACCACUUUCUUAUCAUCUGUCAGUGUUUUUUCCCAGUGUAUGGUUGAACAUUGUUUAGAUUUUUCUUUUCCCCUAAAAUAAUCAUAUUGAACACAUCUGUAUUUGUGGGGGGAUUAUGUGUUUUGGGGUAUAUUUAAGUUUAAAUCUAGUCAACUGUAACACUAUAGUAAAAGAAUAUGGCCAUGAAAUACUGCUUUCUUGGCAUCUAUCAAUGUUUUUUCCCAGUGUAUGGUUGAACAUUUUUUAGGUUUAUUUUUCCUAAAAUAAUCAUA
Hirundo rustica (Barn swallow) is the source of this 7763-nucleotide messenger RNA. It is a transcript of the gene NALCN, whose product is annotated as sodium leak channel, non-selective. The record is from RefSeq and is a predicted model, not a curated record. Bases 622 to 5910 code for a protein of 1762 amino acids. Gene Ontology annotation, biological process: transmembrane transport; monoatomic ion transport. Gene Ontology annotation, cellular component: membrane. NCBI's taxonomy places the organism in Eukaryota, Metazoa, Chordata, Aves, Passeriformes, Hirundinidae. Gene Ontology annotation, molecular function: monoatomic cation channel activity. The transcript has 48 exons.